Messenger RNA from Tachyglossus aculeatus (Australian echidna), 690 nucleotides. RefSeq names its product olfactory receptor 4C15-like. Lineage: Eukaryota; Metazoa; Chordata; Mammalia; Monotremata; Tachyglossidae. Gene Ontology annotation, molecular function: olfactory receptor activity. The transcript is spliced from 2 exons. Gene Ontology annotation, cellular component: membrane. The record is from RefSeq and is a predicted model, not a curated record. Gene Ontology annotation, biological process: G protein-coupled receptor signaling pathway. The coding region runs from base 1 to 690 and encodes 229 amino acids.
AUGGCCUUUGAUCAUUGCAUGGCCAUCUGCAAACCCUUGCACUAUUUGAUCAUCAUGAACCGGCAGCUCUUUGUAAGUCAUUUGUACACCAGUGACGAGAUCAUCCUCCUCAUGGCGAUGGCCUUUGACCGCGAUAUGGCCAUCUGUAAGCCCCUGCACUACACAGCCAUUAUGAGUCAGCACGUGUGUGGCCUGCUGAUGUGGGUGGUCUGGAUAGGAAGCUUCCUUCAAGCAACCAUCCAGAUCCUCUUUAUGGUCCAGUUGCCAUUCUGUGGCCCUAACGUGAUCGAACACUUCAUCUGUGACUUGUUCCCUUAUUUGAAGCUUGCUUGCACAAACACCCAGGUCUGCCGCCUGGUGGUCGUGGCCAACAGUGGGGUGAUGUGUAUGAUAAGUUUUCUCCUACUGGUCUUUUCUUACAUCGUCAUCUGGCACUUCGUGAGGACUCACAUUUCUGCAGGGAGAUGGAAAUCCCUCUCUACCUGUGUCUCCCACAUUGUCAUAGUCGUUUUGUUCUUCUUUCCAUGUAUUUUCAUGUACAUAAGGCCCAAGUGUAUUCUCCCUGUGGUCAUAUCGGCGCCCAUAUUUUACACUAUCAUCACCCCCAUGUUGAACCCCGUCUUUAACACCAUGAGAAACACGGAGGUGAAAAGUGUCAUGAAGAAGCUGUGGAGCAGGAAAUUGAAAUGA